GCAGCCGCUGCUUCGAAGCAAACGACGCCGCACUCUACGGUCGGUCGUUGACGGAUCCGGAGUGUUUAUUUCUCCGCUCCGAUCAGUGUGUAAUCAGCGUGUGCAUCUGUGCUCCUGCGAAUUUAUACGAUAGUGUCGGUGAAAAUCAAAGAGGAAGAGAAAAAGUGCGCUCAGAAGGAACGAGAUAAGGAUGUGGCGAGAACAUCCAGGCGGGGGGUAUAAGAUACCCGUCAACGUCAUGCUCCUGUUAGUUGCUGUCCUGGUAUCGACAACGGUUGUUUCGGCUGAAGAUGUAUCCAUGGGACCGGUAUUUGUCAAGGAACCUCCAAACCGAGUUGAUUUCUCAAAUGGAACUGGAGCCGUUGUCGAAUGCCAGGCAAGAGGAAAUCCUCAACCGGAUAUCAUCUGGGUUCGCUCUGACGGAACUGCUGUAGGAGACGUUCCUGGGCUGAGACAGGUUUUGCCAAACGGAAAUUUGGUAUUUCCCCCUUUCCGCGCUGAGGAUUAUCGUCAGGAAGUUCAUGCUCAGGUCUACAGCUGUUUAGCACGUUCCCCUGCAGGUUCGGUACACAGUCGUGAUGUCAACGUGAGAGCUGUGGUCCAGCAAUUCUACGAGACGAGGGUCAUUGACGAGUUCGUCUUACGCGGAAAUACGGCAACUUUGAAGUGCCUCGUGCCCAGCUUUGUGGCGGAUUUCGUAGAUGUGAUUGAGUGGCAGGCUGAGGAUGGCUCGACGUAUAAUGCGAAUAGUCAACAGGAAAAGGUGGUCGCCCAGUACUUUGAAGUUCAAGUUUACGAUCAGUUUGCGAUACGUGGCAACGCGGCUAUUUUCAAAUGUCAAGUUCCCUCGUUCGUGGCCGACCACGUGGACGUAGUGGGAUGGAUCGAUUCCAACGGCGGCAGUUACGUCGCCGACGAACAAUCAUAUGAUGGAAAAUACUUGGUACUGCCAUCCGGAGAAUUGCACAUCAGGGACGUCGGACCCGAAGAUGGAUAUAAGACUUACCAAUGUCGCACGAAACACAGACUCACAGGUGAAACUAGACUAUCUGCUACGAAGGGACGUCUCGUCAUUACUGAGGGUACAAGUAAGAUCGCACCGCGAUCAUCGGGGAAGAAAUUUGAGGGAUGGGAAGUUGUUUUGACUGCUAGAGAUCAGGACAUCGCGUUGAGCCAUUCCCUUCAGGGAUACCCUGUACCUAUCACAAGAUGGUACAAAUUCAUCGAGGGCACGUCGAGACGUCAACCAGUUCAGCUGAAUGAUCGCGUACGUCAGGUUAGCGGCACUCUGAUCAUCCGUGAAGCGCGAGUCGAAGAUUCCGGUAAAUAUCUCUGCAUCGUUAACAAUUCCGUCGGCGGCGAAAGCGUGGAGACUGUUUUGACUGUUACGGCACCGUUGAACGCGGAAAUCGAACCGAGCACGCAGACCAUCGAUUUUGGAAGACCCGCGACCUUUACCUGCACCGUUCAAGGCAACCCGAUCAAGACUAUCUCUUGGCUCAAGGAUGGAAAGCCCCUUGGAUUGGAAGAUCGCGUGCUGAGGAUCGAGAGCGUGAAGAAGGAGGAUAAGGGAAUGUAUCAAUGCUUUGUUAGAAAUGAUCAGGAAAGCGCGCAAGCAACGGCAGAAUUGAAACUUGGUGGAAGAUUCGAGCCUCCCCAGAUUCGUCAAGCCUUUGCAGAAGAGACUCUUCAGCCCGGACCGAGCAUGUUUUUGAAGUGUGUUGCCAGCGGGAAUCCCACCCCCGAAAUUACCUGGGAACUUGAUGGAAAACGGCUGUCGAACACCGAGAGAUUGCAAGUGGGACAAUACGUCACUGUCAAUGGUGAUGUCGUGUCGCAUCUGAAUAUUUCAAGCAUUCAUACCAAUGAUGGUGGACUGUAUAAGUGUAUUGCUGCAUCAAAGGUUGGAGCUGCUGAGCAUUCUGCCCGUCUCAACGUAUAUGGUUUGCCGUUCAUUCGUCAUAUGGACAAGAAGGCUAUCGUUGCUGGAGAAACUCUGCGCGUCACCUGUCCUGUUGCUGGAUAUCCGAUCGAAAGCAUCGUUUGGGAACGAGACACCAGAGUUCUGCCGAUCAAUAGAAAGCAAAAGGUCUUUCCUAAUGGCACUCUUAUCAUCGAGAAUGUUGAACGAAUGAGCGACCAGGCGACCUACACUUGCGUAGCACGCAACGCACAGGGUUACAGUGCACGUGGAACACUGGAAGUUCAAGUUAUGGUGGCACCGCAACUCGCGCCCUUCACAUUCGGUGAUGAGGCAGCCAAUGCAGGAGAGAUGGCGACCGUUCAAUGCGCCGUGAUAAAGGGCGAUCUACCCAUCGACAUAAUCUGGUCGUUUAACGGGCGUGUGAUCGACACCGCGAAUGGCGCAUUCGACGAGCAUAAUUACGACAAUUCCGAUAUAAUGAUAAGCAGGGGUAGCAAACGGGCCAGCCAACUGACGAUUGAUUCGGUAGCCGCAAGACACGCGGGCGAGUAUUCGUGCACUGCGAGCAACACGGCCGGAACCGCUACCCACUCUUCAGUUCUGUCGGUGAACGUACCUCCUCGUUGGAUUCUGGAGCCUACUGAUAAGGCAUUCGCUCAGGGUUCUGAUGCGCGAGUCGAAUGUAAAGCCGACGGAUUCCCCAAACCUCAAGUCACAUGGAAAAGAGCUGCUGGGGAUACACCGGGAGAUUACACUGACUUGAAAUUGAGCAAUCCUGAUAUUAGUGUAGAAGAUGGUACUCUGUCCAUUAAUAACAUUCAAAAGACAAACGAAGGCUAUUAUCUUUGCGAAGCUGUUAACGGCAUUGGAUCAGGCCUGUCGGCUGUCAUUCUUAUUUCGGUUCAAGCUCCUCCCCAAUUUGAAAUUAAAUUAAGAAAUCAGACCGCUCGUCGCGGAGAACCGGCUGUAUUGCAAUGCGAAGCGCAGGGAGAAAAACCAAUCGGCAUUUUAUGGAAUAUGAAUAACAAAAGGCUAGAUACAAAGAGCGAUCCUCGUUACACUAUUCGUGAAGAAAUUUUAGCUAAUGGAGUAUUGUCCGACUUGAGUAUUAAACGAACCGAGAGAAGCGAUUCUGCCUUGUUUACUUGCGUAGCGACGAAUGCCUUUGGCAGUGAUGAUACUAGCAUUAAUAUGAUUGUACAAGAGGUGCCGGAAGUUCCAUAUGGUCUCAAGGUGUUGGAUAAAUCAGGACGUUCGGUGCAAUUAUCAUGGGCGGCACCUUAUGAUGGAAAUAGUCCUAUUAAGCGAUAUGUCAUUGAAUACAAAAUCAGCAAAGGUUCCUGGGAAACUGAUAUCGACAGAGUGCUCGUACCUGGUUCGCAACAGAAUGUAGCUGGAGUAUAUAAUCUGAGACCCGCAACUACGUAUCAUCUUCGAAUCGUUGCUGAAAAUGAAAUUGGUACGUCCGAUCCGUCCGACAUGGUCACUAUUAUUACCGCUGAAGAGGCACCUACUGGUCCUCCAACCUCGAUCAAGGUCGAAGCUUUUGAUCAGCAUACUCUCAAGGUAACAUGGAAACCACCUCCACGCGAGGAUUGGAACGGCGAAAUUCUCGGCUACUACGUUGGAUACAGACAGUCAGCGGAUAAACCGUACAUGUUUGAAACUGUCGAGUUCUCCAAGGAAGACGGAAAGGAUCAUCAUCACUUGCAGAUUGUUAAUCUCAAAACUUAUACACAAUACGGCGUGGUUGUUCAGGCAUUCAACAAGGUCGGCUCUGGACCGAUGAGCGAAGAACGCAGGCAGCACACCGCGGAAGGCGUACCCGAGCAACCGCCGCACGAUACCACCUGCACGACUCUUACCUCACAGACUAUCAGAGUAUCCUGGAUGUCACCACCUCUCAGCGCGGCUAACGGUGUUAUCACUGGCUACAAAGUUAUCUAUGGUCCGUCCGACACGUGGUAUGAUGAAAAUACGAAGGAUACCAAGAUCACGUCUUCCAGCGAAACUAUCCUGCACGGCCUCAAGAAAUACACGAACUACAGUAUGCAAGUUUUGGCUUUCACCUCCGGCGGAGAUGGCGUCAAGUCAGCACCGAUUCAUUGUCAGACCGAACAAGAUGCACCCGAAGCUCCAAUCGCUAUCAAAGCUCUGGUCAUGUCCGCGGAAUCCAUUCUUAUCUCAUGGCGACCACCUAGCCAGCCUAACGGAGUUAUUUCACAGUAUACUGUUUAUACGAAAGCUGACAAUGCCGAUGAAGCAACUAGCCAAAAAGUGCCGCCGAAUCAACUCACUCACGAAGCAUCUGGAUUAGACAAACAACUUAGAUAUGAAUUUUGGGUAACUGCUAGCACAAAUAUCGGCGAAGGUGAAGCUUCUAAGAUUGUGACUCUGGGUCCAAGCGUUCGAGUACCAGCCAAGAUUGCAUCAUUCGACGACAAAUUCACCGCGACAUACAAGGAAGACGUAAAACUGCCAUGUCUCACCGUUGGCGUGCCCGCACCGGAAGUAACAUGGAAAGUACGAGGCACGACUCUUCAACCGAGCGACCGACUGAGGCAAUUACCCGAAGGAUCACUGUUUAUUAAAGAAGUCGACCGCGCGGACGCUGGAGAAUAUUCUUGCUACGUAGAAAACUCCUUUGGACACGAUACUGUGACUCAUCAGUUGGUCGUACACGCUCCUCCGCAUUCACCGCAGGUCACACUUACUGCCACUACGACAAAUUCGUUGACGAUGAAAUUGCGUCCACAUCCGACUGACAAUGCACCGAUUCACGGUUAUACAAUUCAUUACAAACCCGAGUUUGGCGACUGGGAAACUGUUCAGAUCAGUUCUACGGCACAAAAAUAUACUCUUGAAAACCUGUGGUGCGGUUCUCGAUAUCAGAUUUACGUCACGGCUUAUAAUGGAAUUGGAAUUGGCGAUCCUUCGGAUAUCUUAAACACGCGCACAAAGGGCUCCAAACCGAUCAUCCCCGAAGCAGCGAGAUUUAUCGAAGUAUCCACGAAUAGCAUCACUUUGCACUUGAGUGCUUGGUCGGAUGGUGGCUGCCCUAUGUUAUACUUUGUUCUUGAGCACAAAAAGAAGCAUCAACAGGAAUGGAAUCAGGUCUCGAACAACGUCAAACCGGGCAGUAACUUCGUGGUAUUGGAUCUGGAUCCCGCUACUUGGUAUCAUUUACGCGUUACGGCUCACAAUAAUGCCGGUUUUGCCGUAGCUGAGUACGAAUUUGCGACAUUGACGGUGACUGGCGGCACGAUCGCACCUCCCGUACGUAACGGUGGUAACGACAACACCGCGGAUGUAAGACGUUAUUUCCCGUGGUUACCAAGUUGGCUCGACGUAAACGUGGUGGUGCCGGUCGGCGCGACGGUCGUUGUCAUAAUAGUAGGAAUAGUUGUCAUUUGCGUGGCACUCUCGAGGAGAACUCGAGGUCCGGAACAAACGCGGCUGCGAGGUAUCUCUUCAGCCGACGAGAAAUAUUACGAGGGACAAUAUGAUGUAGUUUAUCAGCAAACCGGUGUUGGCGGCGCAACUCUAGAUAAACGCAGAUCCGAUCUUCGUGACGAAUUGGGAUAUAUCGCACCACCGAAUCGCAAGCUGCCACCUGUACCCGGUUCCAACUACAACACAUGUGAUCGUAUCAAGCGAGGUGGAACUGGCUCGUUAAGAAGUCAUUCGACGUGGGACCCAAGACGGCACAUGUAUGAGGAAUUGAGUCACUACGCGCCCAACAGAAGAUGCCCACCGCCACCACGUAUGGGCAGCGCAGACGGUCUCUCGCAUAGAGGUAUGGAGGAUGAGAUCUGCCCGUACGCUACCUUCCAUCUUUUGGGAUUCCGCGAGGAAAUGGAUCCGAGCAAGGCUAUGCAAUUUCAGACUUUCCCCCAUCCAGGAAACGGUCAUUCUGGCACCAUGGGACCACCUGUAGGACAUCCGACUAAUGCUUCUGCUCACAGCCGUUCUGGAUCUCAGUCUAUGCCGCGUCAAAAUGGUCGCUACUCACGAGUACCAUCCCAAGGAGGCGGCAGCGGCACUCACAAUGUUUUCUCGCCCGAAUAUGAUGAUCCAGCUAAUUGCGCUCCCGAAGAAGAUCAAUACGGAUCGCAGUACGGACAAUACGGCGCACCUUACGAUCAUUACGGAUCCCGUGGAUCAGUCGGACGUCGAAGCGUAGGCUCGGCUCGCAAUAUUCCCAUUUCUGGUUCACCGGAACCGCCUCCACCACCACCGAGAAACCACCAGGAUCAGAACAACUCCAGCUUCAACGACAGCAAGGAGAGCAAUGAGAUCAGCGAGGCCGAGUGUGAUCGUGACCAGCUUGUCAACCGCAACUACGGCGUGAAUGCUCGCGGCAAGGACGGCAUGACCACCGAGGAGAUGCGUAAACUCAUAGAGAGAAACGAAGCUCCCGGCCGGCAAACCGGCAGCCCCCACGGCGGUCACGGGGGACUCCUCACACCCUACGAUACUGUGGCAGUGUAACCUGUAAAUCAUCAUCUUCCGUGAUCUUCCGCCUCUCUCGAUAGCCGGCGGCCGCGAGGAAAGCAGCCGAGAGAUGCGGAAAUGAAGCGCACGCUAAUUCUUCCCCCGGUGCUGUCGUCGGUCCAAUUUGCAACGAUUUACGAUAGAAAUUAGACGUCGUCGCGAGUAGAUAGAUUCGAUUAAGGUGUGCGCAUGUUGAUAUCAUCUCGAGAUCGUGACUACAAAGAUCUGAGGUCCGCCUUGCGAAAUGAGACUGCCUCCUUCGACCUUUCGACCAAAUUGCGACGCGAUCCUCUUUUUUCUAACACUUUGGCCUUCCAGUUUUUCCUUGUACUUCCUCGAAUACGUUCGUUUACAAUUGAUCCUGGGGAAGGCCAACUUUGAAACUGCCUUGUUUUUUAUACGAUUUUUCGGACCAGUUCAAUCGAUUACGCACAUCUAGGAAGGCCAGACUCAAGACUGUCUGUAUUUACUGCCUUUUCGCGAAGGAGGCAUAGCGAUUCGUAAGGUCAGUCAUAUUUCGUUCGCAAGUCUUGUGAGUUCUGAAACUCUUUGUACACGUUCAAUUAUGUCGACUAAGAUCUUUUAUACCGCUUGACAGAGAUAAAAGACAAAUUUUGCGUUUAGACACGAAUCUUUCUCGAUUAUACGUCCAUGACUCAACGUCAGAUGUAAUUUAAAGAUACUCGAUGUGAUAUAAACUUAUGAAUUAAUUAUCUUUACAUAUUUUGUACGAAAUAUUUCAAUUAUGAAAGAGAUGAUUUGAAUUUUUCUUCGCACUGUUGUCGAACGUGUAUGAGGGGUUCAAGACUCGUAGUUGCCGCUGUGAGGCAGUCCUGUAGGAAAGCGAGCACACAACCGGAAGUCGCGUGUUCGCGGACGCCCAACCGCGGCAGAGACGCGGCCCGGAUGAUGGUGCUCUCGGCGACGGUGGAUUUAACGGGGGUUUUCUGAUAUAUAUAUCCGGUAUAAUCCUAGACUACAAUCGUCGCAGGAGUUGCGUAUAAUGAGGAGAAAAAGGUACAUAUGAUAUAUACACAUAUACACACAUACACACAUACGCACACAUACACAUAUGAGAUUAGUUGGUCGCUUUUUGAGUCAUGGUUGUGCCACACUGCCGCUCCCUGCGGGCGUACGAGAUAUAUAAACAUACAUACGUACAUAUACUAUAUACAUAUACUGUACGAUUUAUAAUUUCGUAACGAAGGUUGUGUCCCCCUUCCUCUCUGCCCCCUUUGUCCUCUUUGACAAUCGGCAAUCUUGAGUCUCGACGUCGCGGAGAGCAAAGUUUAUAGGGUACGUCGUCGCUUCUCGUCUUUCGUCAUUGUCGUCUUUUUUAAUAGCAAUUCAUUUAGAUUUAGACGAGCGAUACGAGACAUUCCUAUCGCUCGCUCGAAGAAUAAGAUUCCGUAUAUAAAACGCCGAUCGACUGUCCGUAGGAAGAACAUACGCGGCAAGCCAUCGAGGGAACGCUUCGAUACACAGCAGGCCAGCCACAUAUAAAUUAAAAAUAUUAUACAUUAACAACAUUAUCCUCACAUACACGCGCUGGUGCGUGUGCACGCAAUACACACGCCACACCACACUUGCUGUCGUCCUAUAUAUACGAUAUAAAUAUUUAGUCCGCUGUAAACAUCUAAUUAAUCCCCCCCGUGCUAAUCUUCUUCGAUCGAUUACGACGUACCGAUAAGAUUCUUCAUUCUGAUAUCGCGACGAUGAUCGUUAACAGAUAUAAGCGAUUCGAGUAAUAUAAAAGCUGAUUUAAAGUAGAUAGCUCGUAAGCCGGACGGAUGGUCGCGAGAAGGCGUCGUUGUAUCUUUGCGACGAAGCGAGAAGUCGGGACGGGUCGUUUCCUUAAACGCGAAUCGAAGGGACCACGAUCAGGUGGUUGACCUUCGCUGGAUCUUCGAACGAAUGGAACGGAUGCCUGCUGUGCAUCUUUAGGUUGUGCAUCCCGACAUCCCGCGACGCCGUGAUCGCGACGCUGCAUCUCAUAGUUCGUUUUUAUCACGAUACUAUUUCUAGAUAUAUCUAUACAUACAAAUAUAAAUAUAUAUUAUAUAUACGCUAACUAUAUAUUAUACAUACGUUGUAAGUAGCUAUUUCUAGGUGUCGCAUUUGUUUGCCGAGACGAUGCACGAGCCGAUUCCCAGUUGGGCGACUGGGCGAAGGAGCACCUUCGAACGAGUGUCUGUCACGCGAGAAUUAAAGAUUUUUUACUAUAUUUAAUUCGGAUUUAUGUUUUAAGCAAACUAUCUUAUAUUUAUAUAUAUUUUUAUUAUUUUAGUAUUAAUUAAAAUAUUAUUCAAUUUAGAUUUAUUUAAUUAUAAAUUGAAGAGAUGCAAGAGAUAUUAAUAUUCUGGUACUCUCGAUGCAUUUCAAUGUUAAUUCAAUUUGGAAGUCGCAAUUAAUACAUUCAUCAUUGUUAUCAUCUCAUUUCUUAUUUACAUAAAUAUUUACAUAAAUUAAAAAAAAUGUGCCCAAAGAAUUUUCGCGAAUAAAACUUGAAGAGGUGCUUCGUCCUCGUGAGUCGCCUUUACUUUCGCAGAGGCAUUCCUACCCUCUGCCUCUCUUAAACUGGCCACGGCUCGACACGCCGACGCACUUUUACUCAUCGAUGUGAUUUUAAAAGGCUGCGCAAAAGCCUCGUGUCUCGUGUAUAUGUUACGAUCGCGCUCUUACCGUAAUUAACGUAGCCAUAUUGUCCCAAGUCACCCUUUACGACUUAUAUAGUAUCACGUUCUACUCACUUAACUCGUCCCCGCGAAAAACUUUGUCGCUUCGAAUCGCUUCCGAAUUUAACCAGAGCUAAUACAAUCGGCACAGACCGAUGAUGAUAAUGAUAUUAAUGCAUUCGUAUAUAAUGAUGUGAUCACGUCCGCGCGUUAUUUCGGUCACGGCUCAUCAUUUUGUCUUAUAAGCGAAGUGGACGUCCGCGACGUCGCACAGGUUUAUCACCUGUUAUGUUAAGCGGUCCAGGGUGCUUGGCAAGAAGUGUUGUAAAUGAAACAUUUAGCGAUGAUCAGUAAUAAUAAAUUGAAUUUUGGCUAAAUUAAUUGAUUAUUUUUUUAGCUGAAAACAUUGAUAACGAAAGAUAUAACUUAAAGACUGAGAAUUUACGUCCACGUAUCAUUUUAUUCACUUCUCGCUCGUAUUUGCUCGAUUGCUUUAUAUUUUUUCACACAUUUUAGCAUCGUAUAUUGUAAAAUUAAUACAUUUGCCAUUUAUGUGCGCUCUUCUUGCCAAGCAUCCUCGAGCCCAUCGUUCGCUCGUCGCGUGAUCGACGCGUAUAUUGUGUGGUAAUUCUUUGCAGGAUUCAAUGUUACUUUUUGAGAGACGCCGCGAAGCGUGUCGCUCGCUUGUGUAUGCUUGAUUGAUAUAUGCGUUGAAAGCAUUUGGCUGUUCUUUUUGUACGACGGCGAACGCGGUUCUUCGAGCUCGUACCCUUCUCAUCGUCGCCUGUCAGACUCGAAGCGUUUCCUUUGCGUUCCUUUUUUUUGACCCCCGCACCCGUAAAACAAAAGCGGGAUCGCGAUGUAUUGUCUAAUAAUUGGAAAAAAAAAGCAAAGAAGAAAACGCGCGCAACAUCAUCCUCCGCGUUUGCGGAGAGACUCGAGGACCCGCUCGCAGUGUAUCGUUUCCUCUCAACGCCACUAUUUUAUGUUUUUGUACCAAAGUUGUAGCAUCUAACUUUGCGUUAAAUAAAUAAAUCUUAAAACGACA
Molecule: messenger RNA, 10141 nt
Organism: Cataglyphis hispanica
Lineage: Eukaryota; Metazoa; Arthropoda; Insecta; Hymenoptera; Formicidae
Gene: Dscam1
Product: cell adhesion molecule Dscam2
Exons: 30
Coding region: 191-6415 (2074 amino acids)
Biological process (GO): dendrite self-avoidance; axon guidance; homophilic cell-cell adhesion
Cellular component (GO): axon; plasma membrane
Molecular function (GO): cell-cell adhesion mediator activity
Source: RefSeq, a predicted model, not a curated record